AUGACCACCGACUUGGCAUUCAAUCAUUUUCUCUCAAUACCGUGGUGUCGAGUGCACCUGUCCGAUAAAGCUUUUCAGCCUCUCCACCAAGAACGAUCUGCCCGACCGGACAACGCGCACACUCUUUUUGGCGAGACAUGGCACACGGACAAUACGAUACCGUACAUGCUUAUGCUGUACCGACCACCGUGUGAGGAGAAAGGCCAGACGGGUGAAAUGCGUGGAUUCUUCACUGUGGGUACCGGUUUGAACCAGCACCCCAAUAUCUUUCACGGAGGAGCCACCGCCACAAUACUAGACAGUGCGGUAGGGGCUCUCGUGCGAACUGAGCUGCCCAACACGAUCCCAUCAUACACGGUUGUUCUGAAUGUAACCUACAAAAAAGCUUUACGACCUCCGAUGACUAUCAUGACCCGUUCUUGGGUCACCAAGGUCGAGGGUAGAAAAACUUGGGCCCACGCUCAGGUCGAAGGCGGUACUGGCGAGAUAUAUGCAACUGCCGAAGUGAUGAUGGUUUCUGCCAAGGCGAAAUUAUAG
This is a messenger RNA of Fonsecaea monophora, 537 nucleotides long. RefSeq lists its product as hypothetical. NCBI's taxonomy places the organism in Eukaryota, Fungi, Ascomycota, Eurotiomycetes, Chaetothyriales, Herpotrichiellaceae. The transcript has a single exon. Bases 1 to 537 code for a protein of 178 amino acids. The record is from RefSeq and is a predicted model, not a curated record.